This is a messenger RNA of Cladophialophora yegresii CBS 114405, 1647 nucleotides long. Its product is annotated as GMP synthase. The transcript has 2 exons. The record is from RefSeq and is a predicted model, not a curated record. Gene Ontology annotation, cellular component: cytosol. Gene Ontology annotation, molecular function: GMP synthase activity; ATP binding; GMP synthase (glutamine-hydrolyzing) activity. Lineage: Eukaryota; Fungi; Ascomycota; Eurotiomycetes; Chaetothyriales; Herpotrichiellaceae. Gene Ontology annotation, biological process: GMP biosynthetic process. The coding region runs from base 1 to 1647 and encodes 548 amino acids.
AUGGCCACCACUACCAAUGGGAAGGUCAACGGCGCCGCUGUUGUAAAUGCCCCCGCGAAGACCUUCGACACUAUCCUGGUACUUGACUUUGGGUCACAGUACUCUCAUCUCAUCACGCGCCGUCUUCGAGAACUAAAUGUCUACUCCGAAAUGCUGCCUUGCACUCAAAAGAUCGCCGACUUGCACUUUCACCCCAAAGGCAUCAUUCUCUCGGGUGGCCCCUACUCUGUCUACGAGGACGGCGCUCCCCACGUGGACCCCGCUGUAUUCGAGCUUGGAGUGCCCGUCUUAGGCAUCUGCUACGGGUUGCAGGAAAUUGCCUGGCAUUUUGGCAAGAACGUCGUGGCUGGCGAGAAGAGAGAAUACGGCCACGCCUAUCUCAAGAUCGAGAGACAUACAGGCAAGGAGGAUCAUAUCGAUCGUCUCUUUGAAGGUAUCAAGGAUUACGUCGAGGUGUGGAUGAGCCAUGGAGACAAACUGUCCAGGCUUCCGGAGAACUUCCAUCCCAUCGCCAGCACCAGCAACUCUCCGUUUGCUGGUAUUGCCAGCACGUCCAAGCCGUAUUUUGGCAUUCAGUUCCACCCUGAGGUCACGCACACGCCCCGAGGUAAGGAGAUUCUGUCGAAUUUCGCAGUCAAAAUCUGCAAAGCACGACAAGACUGGACCAUGGAGAAGUUUGUGGACAAGGAAAUCGAGCGCAUUCGUGCCAUGGUCGGGCCAAAGGGCCAGGUGAUUGGCGCCGUGAGUGGUGGAGUGGACUCCACCGUGGCGGCGAAGCUCAUGCAAGAGGCCAUCGGUGAUCGCUUCCAUGCGGUACUCGUCGACAAUGGCGUGCUUCGUCUGAAUGAAGCAGAAACGGUCAAGGAGACUCUCACCAAGCACCUUGGUAUCAAUCUUACAGUGAUCGACGCUUCGGAUCUGUUUUUGGGUAAGCUCAAAGGCGUCUCAGACCCAGAGACGAAGCGCAAGAUCAUUGGCAAUACGUUCAUCGAGAUCUUCCAGGAUAAGGCCAAGAGAAUGGCCGAGGAAGCGGCAAACUCACCAAGAGCUGGAGAGAUUGAGUGGCUGCUACAAGGCACGCUAUACCCUGAUGUCAUUGAGAGCAUUUCUUUUAAAGGCCCUUCUGCCACGAUCAAGACUCAUCACAAUGUUGGUGGAUUGCUCAAGGAUAUGCACCUCAAGCUAAUCGAGCCGCUGAGAGAACUCUUUAAAGAUGAGGUGAGAGCACUAGGAACAAACCUGGGUAUCCCGGAAGAUCUCGUCUGGAGACAUCCCUUCCCGGGCCCAGGUCUGGCAAUUCGCAUUCUAGGCGAAGUCAAUGAGUCGCAGCUGAAAAUCGCCCGUCAUGCUGACAAAAUCUUCAUCGACGAGAUCGUCGCCAGUGGCCUUUACAGGAAAAUCUCCCAGGCGUUCGCGGCGCUGCUGCCAGUCAAGGCGGUAGGAGUCAUGGGUGACAAGCGUGUACACGCCCAAGUCAUCGCCCUCCGCGCCGUCGAGACUACCGACUUUAUGACUGCUGAUUGGUUCCCAUUUGACGGUGCCUUCCUGAAGAAAGUCAGCAGACGCAUUGUCAAUGAGGUCGAUGGUGUCUGUCGUGUGGUGUAUGAUGUCACAAGUAAGCCCCCGGGGACUAUCGAGAUGGAAUAG